AGUGGAUUAGGCCGGAUUAAGCCACGAAAUAUUUUUGCACAAAUAUUUACAGUUGCCCGACCUGAGGCCAGGCACAGGUACAGGUAGCACCCAGGUAGAAGCGAGGCACAUAUAAACCACGUUCAAUGCGACAUUGUCUCACACUUGAUCAACGGCAAGCAAAGCAACAGCAACAACUCAGACAAAAAUGGAGCACGACAAGCUGCUGAAGCCAACCGUCUCGUAUCAUUUAUUCCUGUACCGCGAGGAGCUGGCCAGACGGAAUGCACGCCAGCUGCGUCUGUCCCGCACCAAGAUCGAGAUCACGGACGAGCUCAUCUCGCGUACGGUGCGCAACAUCAAGAGCUGCAGCAUGGACGAUCUAAAAGCGGUCAAUCGGGAGCUGAUGUUCAAGCGCAAGCUGCGGCACAAUGUCUCCAAGCUGCGCAAACAAGCCAAGACGCAGAAGUCGCAUUCAUGACACGAAGGAGGAGGAGAAACGUAGACAUAAGUGGGAGGUUAUCGAGGAGCGUCAACAAAAAACUGUAUAUAAACAUUUUGUAAAUAAAAACUCUGAUUAGAUUAUGCAACAAGCAA
Drosophila virilis is the source of this 576-nucleotide messenger RNA. RefSeq lists its product as uncharacterized. Lineage: Eukaryota; Metazoa; Arthropoda; Insecta; Diptera; Drosophilidae. The record is from RefSeq and is a predicted model, not a curated record.